AUGCGUGGUUUCAGUGGUCAACCAUUGAGUGAUGAUGAUAAUUAUAGAAUUGAAAAGACUCAAAGGAACACAAUUCCUGAACGUCUCCAUUUUAGCAGAGAGAGAAAUAUGCCCAUUGCAAGUAUAUUCGGGACUAGAGGAUAUUUUGUAUUCUCAAGUGAGCAAUCCUAUGACAAAUUCAAACAGACAAACUUUAAUAUCAGUACUCUAGAUGCGGAUGGUGUAGGUGUUCCUCUUUUUCAUAUUGUCCAAAGUUAUAACGUUAUUGGCAAAAUUACUCGGAGCUCGCCGGAUUUCUAUAUCUACAAGUACGUUUUACAAGGGGUGCAAGAUCCGCCUUUAUACUCUGAUUGUAAAGUUAUUUGUCAAGAUAAAGUUUUUCGUUUAUGCAAAAUUUUAUAUUGUGAAAUUUAUGCUCAUCAAGGAUUUUUUGAAACUAAAUACGAUUUCUUCUAUCCUUCUAAAACGCAGCCGGUCAAAAAAUACCAAAUAAUCAAACAAAGUAAUAUGCGAGAUCUAUAUUCCACUUUGGACGGUAUGCGUUUUCGUUGGCAUGUGAAAUUCUACAGCGAUCAUUUUCGAUUGAUGUUCCUAGAUGAGGACAGGCUCAAUUACUCAAAUAGUAACCAAAAGGAAAGGCAAAAACCAGAUCAAGGAAAAAGUAAGGCUCCAGAUUUCGUAAUUGGCCAUUAUACAAGAACUUUUUCCGAUAUACUCCCUAGAUCCACGUCAAAAUGCUCCAAUCUUAUUAUUGGAGAACACUCAAAGCCAGACUCUCUUGGUAUCACGACCGUUCCUGAUUUGACUCAGGAAUUUGCCUGUCAGGGAGCUUUAAUCCAUUAUCUGCUGCAUAUAGAACGAGAAAGAAAAUAA
Saccharomyces cerevisiae S288C is the source of this 873-nucleotide messenger RNA. RefSeq lists its product as uncharacterized. The record is from RefSeq and is marked reviewed. The transcript has a single exon. Bases 1 to 873 code for a protein of 290 amino acids. NCBI's taxonomy places the organism in Eukaryota, Fungi, Ascomycota, Saccharomycetes, Saccharomycetales, Saccharomycetaceae. Gene Ontology annotation, cellular component: cytoplasm.